This is a messenger RNA of Chroicocephalus ridibundus (black-headed gull), 1160 nucleotides long. Its product is annotated as glycine N-acyltransferase-like protein 3. The transcript has 6 exons. Gene Ontology annotation, cellular component: mitochondrion. Gene Ontology annotation, molecular function: glycine N-acyltransferase activity. Lineage: Eukaryota; Metazoa; Chordata; Aves; Charadriiformes; Laridae. The record is from RefSeq and is a predicted model, not a curated record. The coding region runs from base 1 to 1062 and encodes 353 amino acids.
AUGGGCAGGGCGGGCCCCAUGCCCGGUGGCCGGCGGGACGGACCCUGCCCGUUGCCCCCGUGGUGUGGCCACCCCCUGGGCAGGGGGCACUCGCCGGCCCGUGACGGCUGGUGGGUGGCCCUGGGUGUCACCGCCUGCCCCACAGACGCAGGAACCUGCUGGUGUCGCCGCCUGCCCCACGGGACCCCUGGCCGCGGGACUGCUGCGAGGACCAUGCUGAUCCUGACCUGCUUGUCCCAGCUGCAGCGCCUGGAGGAGGCCCUGCGGAGGAGCCUUCCCCUUGCCCUGCCGGUCUAUGGGGCCGUGCUGAACAUCAACCGGGGGAACCCGGGGGAGCUGGAGGUGGUGGUGGACUCGUGGCCCAACUUCGGGGCCAUACUUGCCCGGCGCAGGGGAGAGAUACCGGUGGACGACUGCUACAGCAACACGCAGGCCGCUUUCUACCGGGACGUGGGGGCCUACAAGGCGCUGCUGGAGACCCCCGGCUGCCUGCGCUGGGACACCGCCUUCCACAUCCUCGGGCUGCAGGAGGGGGUGGCCACGGUGUCGCAGGCCAUCGCGGGGACCAAGGGAGUGGAGCUGGAGGUCUCCGACUACUACACCUACCUGCACCCCGACCCCAGCACCCUGCCUGAGCCCCGGCUGGCCCCCGGCGUGCGUGUGGGGACGCUGAGCCCGGCGCAUGUGGAUCUGCUGAACGAGACGUGGCCCUACGGGGGGAACGCGCGCAGCCGGCGGUACCUGGGGGAGCUGCUGGGGCGAUACCCCCACUUCUGCCUGCAGGACGGGGCCGGGGACCCCCUCAGCUGGACCCUGACCGACCACUUCGGGACGGGGACCCACGGUUACACCCUGCCCGGCCACCGGCGGCACGGCCACAUGCGGGCGGUGCUGAGCCUGGCCGCUCGCCAGGCGCAGGCCCGCGGCUUUCCAACCUUCGGGCACACGGCCACGGGCAACCGACCCAUGCAGAGGCUGCAGGAGGAGCUGGGCCACCAGCGGCUGCCCGGGCUGUGCCACUUCGUCCUGCACAACCCCGGCCUGGGGAGGGCCGGACGCUGAGACCACCCCAGUGUCACCCUUCCUCAGGGCAGGGAAGUCCCCAGGCUGUGGGGCAAGGACGAAAAACAAACCGAAAGCAAAAAGCAGUGUGGACUCUC